CUUGAUCUUAUAGGCAAAGGCACCUAUGGAAAGGUCUACAAAGUACGGAGCAGAGCGGAGGACGAGAUCUAUGUGGUCAAGAAGGUUCACUUUGACGGCGUCCCUCAAUCAGAGGCGGAAGCCGCGCUGCGGGAAGGUCAGGUGCUAAGCUUGCUGCGUCAUCCUCAUGUUGUUCCUUACAAAGAGUUCUUCAAGCACACGGACGGUGACCUGUGUCUCGUUAUGGCGUACUGCGAGGGAGGGGACCUGUUCCGGUACAUACGAGACCUAAGGAAACACGGCAAGACGGUUCCGGAGUCGCAAGUGUGGCAGUGGCUCGUACAGCUGCUGCUGUCGCUGUCGUACAUUCACACCAAGCGCAUUUUGCACCGGGAUGUAAAGACGCAAAACAUAUUCCUGUCUCAGGGGAAGGUCCUGCUGGGCGACUUUGGUCUGGCGAAGCAGCUGCAGCGCACGUUUGAAAUGGCGCGGACACCUAUCGGCACACCGUACUACAUGGCUCCCGAGAUUUUCGAAGAACAGCCGUACAGCUUCAAGAGUGAUGUCUGGGCGCUGGGCUGCGUCAUGUACGAGAUGAUGACGGGGAAGGCGGCAUUUGCAGCGGACAACCUGUCGCGGGUCGUGCUGCGGGUGAUUCGAGGGCAGUACGACCCCCUGCCUGAGUCGUACAGCGCCUCACUGCGUGCCGUGGUCACAUCAAUGUUGUGUCGGGACGUCAACUCCAGACCAGAUGCCAACCAGCUGCUUACGGUGCCGCCGGUGGUGCCGCACGUGCAGGUA
This is a messenger RNA of Volvox carteri f. nagariensis, 780 nucleotides long. It is a transcript of the gene cnk8, whose product is annotated as NimA-related protein kinase 8. Gene Ontology annotation, biological process: protein phosphorylation. The record is from RefSeq and is a predicted model, not a curated record. Gene Ontology annotation, molecular function: ATP binding; protein kinase activity. Lineage: Eukaryota; Viridiplantae; Chlorophyta; Chlorophyceae; Chlamydomonadales; Volvocaceae. The annotation marks the transcript as partial. The transcript is spliced from 7 exons.